AUGAUACUCCGAAUAGCGGCAGUCUUUCGUUCCUUCCGUUACUCCUGGCGACUUAUCUUCGGACUGGCCGUUCCUCUUCUUCUUCUUCCAUUACCACUGGUAAUUGGUACUCAGGUGGCUAAGUGUGCAUAUGUGGUAUUAUUGAUGGCUGCAUUCUUCGUGGCUGAACCUGUUCCCAUCUGUGUGACAGCCUUACUUCCAGUUUUUCUGUUUCCACUUUUCGGAAUAUUGAGUACAGCAGAAGCCUGUUAUCCAUACAUGAAGGAUACCAUGAUGAUGUUUCUUGGAGGACUUAUAGUUGCUGCAGCAGUAGAAGAGUGUAACUUGCAUAAGAGAAUAGCCCUGAAAGUCCUUCUUCUUCUGGGAACAACUACCAGGUGGUUGAUGCUAGGAUUCAUGCUGACCACAAUGUUCUUGUCCAUGUGGAUCAGUAACACAGCUACUACAGCUAUGAUGGUACCUAUUGUUGAAGCUGUAUUGUGGGAGUUGGAGAAGGAUGUUAAUCGCAGUAAGGAUACCAUCUCCUGUGUGUCAGAUGUUGUUCUCCAAAUGGACAUAGUUCCUAUAGAUAUUGGCCACACGAGCUUACAAGUAAAACCACCGAAGUCCGAGAAAGAGAAGCACACAAGAGAUUCCCGCCACAACGGCGCAGAAAAAAGGAGAAAUACAGCAGAUGAUAUAAAUAUCCUAAGAAAAGCCUUGUUUCUCAGUGUAGCCUAUUCAGCUAAUAUCGGUGGAACGGCAACACAGAUCGGAACAGGGCCAAACUUGGUGAUGAAAGGCCUCAUGGAAGAAAUGUUUCCUGAAAGUACAGAAAUCACAUUCGCCACUUGGAUGAUGUAUAACGUUCCCGGCAUGCUUCUAGGCGUUUUCAUUACGUGGACAUUUUUCAACGUUUUGUAUAUUGGCUGCCGGAAAGAUGCUAAAGAAUCUACUCAGAAAGCAAUUCGACAUAUCAUUGAAAAGAAGUACGAAGAACUAGGACCAAUCAAGUUUCACGAAGGUGGAGUCCUGGUGUUGUUCAUUAUCUUGGUUCUUCUAUGGCUCUUCAGAGAUCCUCAGUUCAUCCCUGGCUGGGCAGACGCUUUGAAUACAGGCGUGAAAAUCAGGGAUGCUACGCCAGCGAUCGGCAUAUCUUUUCUUCUGUUUCUUAUUCCUUCCGACCCGCGGCGUAUAGGUCGCUGUCCUCCACUACUAGAUUGGCGUGUGGCCCAAAACAAAAUUGCUUGGGGCAUUUUGCUGCUAUUGGGUGGCGGUUUCGCUCUUUCAGAAGGUGCUAAGAAAUCCGGGCUUUCAGAUUGGGUUGGUCAUCAGCUCGUUCAUCUUAGUUUUUUGUCGCCAGAGGUCAUCAUUAUCGUAUUAUGUCUAAUGACUGCGUCUAUAACUGAGGUAGUCAGUAAUAUGUCCACUUCUACAGUCAUACUUCCUGUUGUGGGACAACUGGCUUCAGAGAUCCGAGUAAACCCGCUGUUCCUCAUGAUUCCCGUCACCAUCGCUUGUUCGUUUGCUUUCAUGUUGCCGGUGGCAAAUCCUCCAAAUGCUAUCGUGUUCGACAGUGCUGGUAUGAAAACAAUAGAUAUGGUUAAGCCCGGCAUCUUCCUCAACAUCAUCAUGUGUGGAGUUGACUUGAUGAUGAUCAACACGCUCGGUGUAACUCUCUUCAACUUGCACACUUUUCCUAAUUGGGCUGAACUAACUCCAGGUAUAACCACAGUGGUACCAACUAUACCGGAGGUGUUGCUAGGCAACUCAACGCCAUUUAUUGACCUUGGUAACAACCGAAAGCCUUAAUGACAUCAUUAAUGCAACCAUAGCUAUGUUGUGUUUACGGUUGAACCAGCCUUACAAAAUCUUACUAAGGUUUCUGUAUAGGCUGAAGUAGCUGUGUUGUAACCGGAUCUCUUCUGUAAAAUGUAAUUUAUUAUAUUGUCACUCAAGUAAUCAACUAAAAUAUAGCUUUUAUAACAUCAGAAUGCAAACUCAAAUUUAUCUUAGCGCUUUUAGGAUUGCUCUUCAGGUUCAAUCAAGCGCUUGCACUAAAGGUAGAGACUAGAACCAAUAUGUGGUAUAACAUUUUAGUGCCUUGAAUUCUGAGACUUUAAGUAGAUCUAGUCUGAAACCAUGCAACUGUUUAGUAUGACUUGGAGUCUUUGCAAAGCUUAUACACGAACCAGUACAUCCCUAGAUGACAUCAUGGGCAAUAUAUAUAAUUGCGUAAAGUACUGUUUAACUUUAUCUGCAAUUCAAAACACCUGAGAAUUCACUUGUAAUACAUUCAAGUUUUCUCGAGAUUUUAUGCACAACCCAAUAACUUUAUUUCUGUCCAGCGAUUUGUAUCUAUGAAUAGCCUUGUUCCUGUUAACAGUUUUCAAGCUAUGUUUUAGUAAAAAAUGUCUCAUUGUUGACAUGUUGGCUGAGUUGAAUAUCUCAACACACUUGCGAUCUGAAAAUGACAAAUUAUUAUGUGCUCUAAUAUCUGUAUAAAAUCAAUCAUAAGAGGACCUUUCGUUAAACUGAAACGGUUAUCUUCAGGGACAAGUUUUUGUUGUUGAUGUGAACAGUUAUAAAGAGAAAAAAUCAGGCUUAUAAUUGUAAAAAAA
Messenger RNA from Limulus polyphemus (Atlantic horseshoe crab), 2600 nucleotides. RefSeq names its product solute carrier family 13 member 5-like. Bases 1 to 1791 code for a protein of 596 amino acids. Gene Ontology annotation, biological process: citrate transport; monoatomic anion transmembrane transport. The record is from RefSeq and is a predicted model, not a curated record. The transcript is spliced from 13 exons. NCBI's taxonomy places the organism in Eukaryota, Metazoa, Arthropoda, Merostomata, Xiphosura, Limulidae. Gene Ontology annotation, cellular component: membrane. Gene Ontology annotation, molecular function: citrate transmembrane transporter activity; succinate transmembrane transporter activity.